Messenger RNA from Beauveria bassiana ARSEF 2860, 1032 nucleotides. RefSeq names its product arylsulfatase, putative. The coding region runs from base 1 to 1032 and encodes 343 amino acids. The transcript is spliced from 3 exons. The record is from RefSeq and is a predicted model, not a curated record. Gene Ontology annotation, molecular function: N-acetylglucosamine-6-sulfatase activity; glycosaminoglycan binding. Lineage: Eukaryota; Fungi; Ascomycota; Sordariomycetes; Hypocreales; Cordycipitaceae.
AUGGAAAGCAUUCCCAGGAGACCUGGAACCGUAAGUUACUUCAAGGAUCUUCCUAGGCUCAACAAAUCACAAGUUCAGUAUCUCGACAAUUUCCAAAGAAGGCGUCUGCAGUCUCUGCAGGACGUCGAUGAUCUUGUUGAGGGCAUCUUCGAGACCCUUCUGGACUAUCCUGAUGUUUUGGCCAAUACUUACAUCAUUUACACUGCUGACAACGGUUUCCACCUUGGACAGCAUAGACUACCCGCUGGUAAGACCUGCGGUAUUGAGGAAGAUGUCAACGUUCCAUUCAUAAUUCGUGGCCCUGAAAUUGCCAAAAAUAAGACAUUGAAGUCUCCCUCUUCACACACCGACCUCGCGCCGACUCUCUUUAAGUUGGCCGAUUUCUCCCUUCGGGAUGACUUUGAUGGGUUGCCUAUCCCCGUUAAAUUCGCAGAUCACACCCCGGAUUCGAUCAAGACCGAACAUGUCAACAUUGAGUGCUGGGGAAGCGGCAUUAUCGAAGGGACGGUGUUUGCCAACUUGAGUAUGCAAGUGACCCCUAAUAAUCAUGACCGUGCAUUGACAGCCCCUCAAGAAGGGUACUUCGAUCAUAACACGUACAAGACUCUACGAAUUGUCUCGGAAAAGUAUGAAUUCAUGUACACUGUGUGGUGCAAUGGUGAACAUGAGCUAUACGACAUGAAGAGAGACCCUUACCAGACAUUCAACUUGCACGCAAAGCAGCCACAAUGUAGCUCGUACAACAUAGCUCAGCUCGUCAAGCGUCUCGAUACUCUGGUUCUGACGCUCAAGAACUGUCAAGGAGAUUCCUGCCGUCACCCGCGGAAGGCUAUGUUCCCCUCCGGCGAAGUGACUAGCUUGCAGCAUGCUCUAGCUACGAGCUACGACGAGUUUUUCUCCUCGCAGCCUUGGGUGUCAUUUGAUGAAUGUACCCAAGGGUACAUUCCGGAGCUUGAAGGUCCGGCUCGUCCUUAUCUGUAUCAGGGAUCAUUUGCCCGUGAUGCGGAGCUCCGUGAUGAGCACUGGAUUUGA